Messenger RNA from Coffea eugenioides, 1140 nucleotides. RefSeq names its product proline-rich receptor-like protein kinase PERK2. The coding region runs from base 213 to 689 and encodes 158 amino acids. The transcript has 3 exons. Lineage: Eukaryota; Viridiplantae; Streptophyta; Magnoliopsida; Gentianales; Rubiaceae. The record is from RefSeq and is a predicted model, not a curated record.
CCAGCUCUCGCAGCAGCUCCACUCACACUCUUCACUUCACUUUACUCAAAACUCCACUCCCCUUUCCUACUUCUUCCGCAGAACCUUCUCCCAGUCAUUAAACGCCAGUAGCACCCACCAGAUUCCAAUCCUUUCCCGACAAGUAAAGGACAAAAAAAAAGAUAAAUUUUUAAGAUUUCUUUUCUUUCCUUAGAUUUCACGAAAAAGUAGGAAUGCCGGCGAACGUGGAAUCGAAGCCACCUCCGAGGAUCGGCAAGAUCGGACCUUACACCGUCUUCAUAACCCCUCCUUCUACUCCCUCCACUCCUACAACUCCCAGUCCCCGACCCCUCUCCGACUCUCCCAAGAAAACCGUUCCCGCUUCUCCGCUUGCAUCGCCUGCCCCUGUUCAGCGGCCAACUCAGUCUCAUUCUCCUCCGCCUCCUCCGCCGCCUGCCGUUCAGGCUCCGCCUUCGCAGUUUUAUAGCACUAAACCAUCCCACAAGUCUCAUUCGACUUUUGGGUUCUUCUGGGAUGCCGUUGCCAAAGUUCAAAAUGCUCACGCGAGUUUGGAUGAGCACGUGGCGUAUUGGUUCGGGUUGAAUCAGUCCAAGUAUCAAUGGGCACUCGAUGAUUUCUAUGAAACAAAGGGAACUAAUCCAGGGGAUUCAAAGGCAAAAGGUUUAUCUGAUAAGGCACAGAACGUGUAAUUUGCUUGAUGGGCUGGUACUUUAAUGUUAACCAUAUCUUUCUUGCAUUGACAUGUACUCUUAAGGUGAGGUCCUGGUAAAUUGGAACAUUGUUGUCAUUCAGGGCAGAUGACAAGCCAUUGAUGCCACCUGAAAUUCCUGUCAAGUACAUGAUGUAUUUCAUAAGAGAAUUACCUGCUAAAUGCUUAAAAAGCUCUUCUCAAAUGCACUAUCUGUUUGGAGUUUUCAGCUAUUAUAAGAACUAGGGGAUUUCUAGUGAUUAAGCACUGGUUUCUGUAGUCUUUUGAAGUCACUACUGUAUUUUUUGGGCUAAGCCUUCAUGUUGAUAGUCUCAGUUGAGCAACCACCCAAUAUCGGCUAGUGUUGUUACCCUGAGUGGUGAAGUUUAUAUCAAUUGGCUUUGUAUUUGUAUUAUUAGCGUUUAAGGAAAUCAAUUUCCAAGUUCAAGAAU